Molecule: messenger RNA, 624 nt
Organism: Cadophora gregata
Lineage: Eukaryota; Fungi; Ascomycota; Leotiomycetes; Helotiales; Ploettnerulaceae
Exons: 1
Coding region: 1-624 (207 amino acids)
Molecular function (GO): oxidoreductase activity, acting on NAD(P)H
Source: RefSeq, a predicted model, not a curated record
AUGUCGUUUGAAGAAGGCUCAGUCUUCCCAAUGGCAGUUGCAACGUCAGGCAUGGCACUUUUCGUAGAUCUUGCAAUCCCGCUUCCGACUCAGCCAAUCACUCCGCAAAGCUCCGGACUCCUUAUCUGGGGCGCAUCCUCCUCGGUGGGAACCACCACUGUCCAGAUAGCAAAGAAUCUGGGCUUCAAAGUUUUUGCUACUGCAAGUCCUACUCAUCACGCCUAUCUAAAGUCUCUUGGAGCAUUCGAGGUUUUUGAUUACCGCGAUCCUUCUGUAGUUGAAAAGAUCGUCUCUGCUGCGCAGAGUCAUGGAACCCCUAUCAGUCUCGGGUUCGAUACGGUUACAGAGGGAGAUACAGCCAAAUCAAGUUCGGAGGUCAUCUUGUCCUCGGGUGGCAAAGGUGGAAAGCUCGUAUUAGCGACUGCCUGGCCCGAAAGCGAGACACCAGAAGGACUUCAAAUCUCUCAGACGAUGGCUUAUCGACACGGAGCAGAUCAAGUAAAAAUUGGAGAAUGGCUGUUCAAUGAGUACCUCGAAAAAGCACUGGCAGAUGGAACUAUUGUCCCUGCUCCAAAAAUCGAAGUUGUUCCAGGCGGACUACGUGGGGCACAAAGCUGCCUUUGA